This is a messenger RNA of Peromyscus eremicus (cactus mouse), 1822 nucleotides long. It is a transcript of the gene Jchain, whose product is annotated as joining chain of multimeric IgA and IgM. The record is from RefSeq and is a predicted model, not a curated record. Gene Ontology annotation, molecular function: immunoglobulin receptor binding. The transcript has 6 exons. Gene Ontology annotation, cellular component: pentameric IgM immunoglobulin complex. Gene Ontology annotation, biological process: humoral immune response. NCBI's taxonomy places the organism in Eukaryota, Metazoa, Chordata, Mammalia, Rodentia, Cricetidae. Bases 457 to 939 code for a protein of 160 amino acids.
UCUGCCUAGACAUGCCUCCUCCUCAGAGCCUUUCCCAAGUACACUGUCUGAAGUAGAUGACUCCAGCCCUGCUCCACAUGCUCUCAGUUUAUUCCUGUGCAGAUUUCUUUUGGAGCAUUUAUCACAAUGGUUCUAGGACAGAUGGGAAAUAUGCAGCAUGACAUUAAAUGUAGACCGCAAUCCAUUAAAAAGAAAAUCAAGAGAUUUCUGUUCCGUCUUAGACUUCCAGCCAAGAAGGCUAUUAAAAUAUCACCGCUUCAAGUGUUUCCGUGGAAGAAGGGCCAGGCUGCAGUCACAAGGCCCUUUGCGUGAGAAGAGGCUUCCACAGGGAGAGAUGCUCGCCGUUGCCUGGGAUGUUAUUUUAAGAAAGCAGAAGCAGCAUCAUUUGCACACUCCUUAUAGACACACACCUUGGCCCUGGCUUUCUGGCUUUAGUGUUUCAAAAGUGAAGACAGGAUGAAGAAGACCCACUUGCUUCUCUGGGGAGUCCUGGCCGUUUUUGUCAAGGCUGUCCUUGCAACCGGUGAUGAUGAAAAGAUCCUUCUUGCUGACAACAAAUGCAUGUGUACCCGAGUUACUUCCAGGAUCAUCCGGUCCACCGAGGACCCUAAUGAGGACAUUGUGGAGAGAAAUAUCCGAAUUGUUGUCCCUCUGAACAACAGGGAGAAUAUCUCGGAUCCCACCUCUCCACUGAGAACGAAAUUUGUGUACCAUUUGUCGGACCUCUGUAAGAAAUGCGAUCCUGUGGAAGUGGAGCUGGAUAAUCAGGUCGUUACUGCCAGCCAGAGCACUCUCUGCAGCGAAGACAGUGCUGUUCCCGAGACCUGCUACAUGUAUAACAGAAACAGGUGUUACACAGCUAUGGUCCCACUUAGGUACCGUGGUGAGACUAAAAUGGUGACCACAGCUCUGACCCCUGACUCCUGCUACCCCGACUAGUUUGGGUCGUUGCUCACCCUGCAACUCUGUCUUUAGGAGCUCUCCAUUUGAACCCAGAAGUUAUCCUUACUGCGAAUGAAUUUGAAACCAGGGUUUUUUUUCCUUUUGGAUGGUAUAAAACUAACAUUCCCUUAAAAUAGUUAAAAUAUCAACAUUGCUGUCAUUAUUAUGUAAUUCCUUCUCGAGUCGAAGUAUUAAAUCCUCAUGCCUGCCUGAGGAGGUAUUUUCAAGAGUUCAUUUUCUAGUGUUUAAAAAUGUCAACAAGGGGAGAAAGUAAAAUUCCAAGAGUAAAAGUCAAGAGACGUAAUUAAAUUAAAUCCCUUUUCUUUCUUUCUUUUUUUUUUUUUUAUUUUUCGAGACAGGGUUUCUCUGUGUAGCUUUGCUUGGAUCUCGCUCUGUAGACCAGGCUGGCCUCGAACUCACAGAGAUCCACCUGGCUCUGCCUCCCGAGUGCUGGGAUUAAAGGCGUGCGCCACCACCGCCCAGCUCCUUUUCUUUCUUACUUUGCCAUGGAGAGCUGGAACUUCUGCACAUUCUGUACUGUUCUCUCUCUUAUUGUCUCACUGUGUAGAGAAAACAUACACAUAAACACAGGGCAAUUAUAUAUCUUUACUAGAAGCUGUGAAGGACACGUUUUGGAACUAUUUACAAAACCAUUUUGCUGAAAGUGACAUGAUUUGAUGCACAAAUGAAAACAAUGUAUUUUCAUAUAACACAGACUUGGCACUUGAUUUUUUUUGAUAAAUUUUUUGACAAUCAGAUUAUUGCCUGAAAUUCUUAGAGGAGUCUUCUGUGUUGCAGCUGAGUCUAAUGAAAUUUGUAUUCCUAAAUAUGUAUUCUCUAGCACAGUUUGAACAAUUAAAUAGAUUCAUAAGCAUAUAUA